UAUUUGCAGUUUUUAGAACAAACUUUUGAGAUUCUAAAGUAGCUGACUGUUAGCAACUUAAAGUUAGUCACACAAAGUAUAUUGUAACUAAUAGAUGUGUGGUGCGCGUUGGGUGAAAAAUAAAAAUUAAUAAUUCGUUAAAUAAACAAAAAAAAAAUCAAAAUAUUUACAAGAAAUCAAAUAAAAAGUGGUUUAAAAAUUGUUAAAAAUUACCAAAAUUGGAGAAAAAUAAAAUUUGUGAUUUUUUGAAAAACAUACAUAAAAAUAAGAUAAAACGUAAAAAACAUCGUUAUUAAAAAAAGUGUAAAGAAUAAUCGAGAAUUUAAACAAAAAUACUUUUUGUGGUCAUUUUUUAAGGAAUCUUGUUUAUUGGUGAAAUUUUUUUGUUCGGUUUUUGGUCAUUGCCAUUGUGUCAUUGCAAUCCAGAUAUAGAAAUACACACAGAAAUUCCAAUAACUUGCAAGCAUAACUAAAACGCUAAAAGUACCGGCAAAUAAGUAUCGAAAAUCAAGCAAGCCCUCAUUUUUAUUACCACAACAAGCUGAUUAACUAAAAAUAAAAAUCGAAAAAAAAAGAAAAAAGACACACAUAAAUAACCAACAAAAGUGAUUAAAUUUUUAUUUUGAUUUUUUUUUUAAUUUUGGAGUUGUUACCUUUUCUUAUUUAUAACAAAAACCAAUUUAGUAUUCUGAUUUUACAUUUCCAAUUCCAAUUGUUACGAAACGUGUGAAAUGCAAAAAUAAUAAUGACGGCCUUUAGAUUGAACGAAGUGAAAGCAGACGUAUUUCACGUACCGCAAACGUACUCAUUGGCCUACAGUUGUAAUGCUGAUUUUUAUGCAGAAAAAGGUAAAUUGGCAUGGAAGUUUGGCGUCAUAUUUGGCCAACACGAUGAAUUGAGCCGCCAAUAUAUCUGUAGCGGGGAAGUGGCAGUUUUGGAAGAUAAUGCCCGUUUCAUUUAUUCUUUGGUUACCAAAGAUACCAUGUACCAUAAGAGUUCGUAUGAGAAUGUUGAAUCGGCUUUAAUAUGUAUGAGACAUCAUAUGAAAAAUCAUAAUGCCCACAAGGUUGCCAUGCCCCGCAUUUGCAGUGGCAGCGAUGGCUUAAAAUGGUCACGUAUUCGAGAAAUAAUUUUGCGAGUAUUUGCCAAUGAAUAUAAUACAGAAAUUAUGAUUUGUAAUUAUCAACCACCAAAGAUUGUAGAUCCCAAGUGCCGUAUAUUGGAACAAAGAGGUCAUAAUAUCACAGCUCCGGAAAAUUGUGCAUUGGUACAUUCGAUUAGUGCAGACUUUGCCAUGUGCAGUAGUAUAGGCAUGCAAUUCAAUUGUAAAUAUGGACCCUCAAAUGAGACAUUGAAACAAUAUAAACACACCGGAAAUGUGGCGGUGUUAAAAGAACAAAAACGUUAUGUCUAUAAUUUAGUGACCAAAGAACGUAAUCAUGAGAGAAGUACUUAUAUAGCAUUGUUUUAUGCUUUAACUGCUACAAGAGAUCAUAUGCGCCAACAUGGUGUUAAAAAAUUAGCUAUACCACGCUUGGGUUGUGGCAUUGAUCGUCUCGAUUGGCUGCGUGUUAAGAAUAUUUUGGAAAUGGUAUUUGCGGAAGAUGAGGUGGAUAUAACCACAUACUCACAUGAUCCCCUGUUAUCAAUGCCCAGUCGUGAGCAAUUGCAUGUUCAUUGUACAACAUGCAAGCGGGCUUUCUGACAUAAAAGUAAGAAUUCUACGGUAAAGAAUUCUAACAAAAAGACAAUUAACAAUAGUAACAGAGGAAAGAAAUAAAAUGAAAUGAUAUUAAUAUUUAUAAAGUUUUAAGUUUUCCUACACCAUUUCCCAAAGGGAAAACGAUUUUUUAACUUUUAAGAAAUUUUAAACGAAAUAAUGUUGAUAAAAUUUUUACAAAGUUUGCUAUUUAAAAAAUAAUUUUACUUUACUUAAAUUUAUAUUGGAAAUGGUGUUUAAUUAAAUCCCAAAAUAAUUGAGUUUAAUUUCACCGGUAGAAAAAUAUUCAACAAAUGCUAUUUAUUCUAUUGUUUAAAAGACAAAAAAAAUCUCUUUUGUUUUUUAAAUUAUUUUAUUAUAAUAUUAUUAUUAAAAAAUGUUUUUUGUUCAUGGUCAGUGUAUAUUGUAUAUAUUUUUUUUAAAUAAUUAUAAAUAUUACGUUUCCACAAAAAAAAAUUUUUUAUAUAAAAAUGAUGUCACUUUAUUUGUACAAUAUUUAUUAUAUUUAUUUAUACUUUUUUUGCACCUGUAACAAUUAACUAAAUAAAAUAAUAAAAUUAUAGUUAUUUAAACAAAAGUAAUG
Lucilia sericata (common green bottle fly) is the source of this 2303-nucleotide messenger RNA. RefSeq lists its product as uncharacterized. Bases 746 to 1705 code for a protein of 319 amino acids. Gene Ontology annotation, biological process: peptidyl-glutamate ADP-deribosylation. NCBI's taxonomy places the organism in Eukaryota, Metazoa, Arthropoda, Insecta, Diptera, Calliphoridae. The transcript is spliced from 5 exons. The record is from RefSeq and is a predicted model, not a curated record.